AUGGCUGCAGAUCUCCGCCGGACGGCGACCGCGCUGGCGUCGAGGGGGCUCUUCGUCCCUCCGGUCUCCUGCUGGACACCCGCGAGCAGCAGGCAAGAACUUGCGUGGGCGAGUCUGGCGGACAUUCUGCGCAGAAGUGACAACUACUUCGCGAAGCUGAAUCUCUUCUCCUCGCUCCUCGUCCUGCCGAUCGGCGGCGCCGCGGAGCACCUGAAGCGCGGGCUGCUUCACAAGCUGCGGCGGCGGGAGCAGGAAGUCCGCCGGCGCAAAGCCGAGGGCGAGCAAAUACGCGCGCGGCAGACCGACGGGGGUGACGCCGCGCCAACUGACGCCCCGCUGGAAGGCAAAGCGCCGGAGCCGAAUCGAAAGGCAGCGACCCUGCUCGAAGGCCCAGGCACGCGAAGGAGGGCGCGGAGCUGCGAGGGCCCCGGUGACGAACCUGGAGCCAACCCUCGUGGAGACGCCUGGAGGGGGGUCGCCGGGAAGAAGACUCGACAGAGGAAAGCGACGGCCGUUGCACAGAGAUGUGGCGAGAGCGAGGAGCUCGCCAACCUGGAGAGAGGCAAACGCGAGAUCGAACAGACCAUCAACUCAGUGAACCACCCUGCUGCCACAGGAUUUGUUUUUCUCCUCUCUGAGUAUGUGGGCCCUGCGGACUUGGCGCCGACGCUGCCGCAGCCUUCUCGCCUCUUUCCGCGCGUCAUCUGUCCUGCACUCGACGCUUCUCUGUUCGCGCCUCCAGCGGGCGGCGAGCGCGCGAGGGAGAGGCGUGGGGCCUUCGGGCCGCCCUGCGCGGGCGCAGAGAAGAGACUGCGAGACUCGCCCUCGUCGUCCGCCGCGAAGAAGAAGGCGCCGGACGAAUGCGAGAGAGCGCGCGAAGACAGAGAGAGGGAGGAGGAAGAAGACGAACCGGAGGACGACAGGAAGAAAGAAGUGUUGGCGCGGCUCGUAGUCGCUGCGCCCGAGAGCCAGAUCCCCGACUGGGUCUGGAGACCCGUCGCUGGGGCGCUCGUUGUCUGUGAGAACGAAAACAACCGGGAAAUCUCCUUUCUCUUCUGUCGACCAUCUCUCGCCGCCGAAGCCCUCCAUCAGCUGGUUCGCGUCCUCUUGAUGCGAGUCGUCGCCCUGUCGCUCUGCUGGCGGCGGGCCUCGGAGCAGGGCUGGCGCGGCAAAGUUGGUCGGACCAAGUUCGUGACGUUGAAGGGCCUUUCGCUGCCGUUCUUUCCCGACGCAGCGACUGCCUUCUUGACCCGGCCCUGUGGUUUGGGGUUUGCGAAACACUUUGAAGUCUUUGGCGAGCACACGGACUCGGGGAGGGACGGCGCCUGCGUGUGCCACAGGCGGCUCGGAACACGCCUGCGGGCGCUCACGUCCGCGGGCGUGCCCCCGGGAGACCACGCGGGCGGCGGAGACGCCGGAGCAGCGGCCGGGAGGGCCGCCGGCCCUAGCAGGGGACGGGCGCGAAAAACGCCGGCAGAAGAGUGGCUGCCGCCGGAAGGGGACGAAGAGAGGGAGGCCGCCUGGAGACGACGCAGACCUGAGGAUUUCUUCUUCUACGGCAUCUCAGAGUCCCGAUUCCUCAGGAACUGGGAUGCAAACAACGCGCUCCUCAUCCCCGACGCCGUGCCUCUAUCCGUCCACUCUCUCGCACCCAGAGCCACGCUCACGCCUACUGGACAGCAGCUCGAUGAUAUGCCGCAUGCAUCACUGAUGAACCCGGCUCAGCCGGGCGUGGCAGUGGUGAGAGACUCUCGCAGGCAGCCCGAGGCGGGGGCUAGACACACGCUUUGCGGGAAGGGAUUCCCUCUGUAA
This is a messenger RNA of Besnoitia besnoiti, 1812 nucleotides long. RefSeq lists its product as uncharacterized. The record is from RefSeq and is a predicted model, not a curated record. NCBI's taxonomy places the organism in Eukaryota, Apicomplexa, Conoidasida, Eucoccidiorida, Sarcocystidae. The transcript has 4 exons. The coding region runs from base 1 to 1812 and encodes 603 amino acids.